AUGAGAGGACACUCUGAGAGCUCUUCUUGCUCUUUGAAAUGUGUUCUGGCCCUAAUUGUUGCCCUACAGCUCUCUUCCAUCACCGUCAACGCUGCAGCCGUCAAAUACCACCGUAUAAAGCAGCAGAGGGAUAGGAUCAUCAAGCUGCCCGGACAGCCGGAAAAUGUCAGCUUCUCCCAGUACUCCGGCUAUGUCACGGUGGACCAGAGGGCCGGCCGGGCUCUAUUUUACUGGUUGAUUGAGUCACCAGACAGUAAGAAGCCCUCAUCAAAGCCACUUGUUUUGUGGCUCAAUGGUGGGCCUGGUUGCUCGUCUGUAGCCUAUGGGGCCUCCGAGGAGGUGGGCCCGUUUCGUGUUCUUCCUGAUGGAAUGAACCUCACUUUGAGCCCAUAUGCUUGGAACAAAGAGGCCAACUUGCUUUUCCUUGAUUCACCAGCUGGUGUUGGUUUCUCCUAUUCAAAUACUUCAUUUGAUGAAACUACUGGUGACCAAAGAACAGCUAAAGAUGCAUAUACAUUCCUUAUCAAUUGGUUUGAGAGGUUUUAUCAGUACAAGCACAGACCAUUCUAUAUUGCUGGAGAAAGCUAUGCAGGUCAUUACAUUCCUGAGUUGUCUCAACUCAUACUCCGACACAAUAAGGGUAUUAUUAAUUUCAAAGGCUUCUUGUUGGGAAAUCCACUUCUAGAUGACUACUAUGAUAAUAUUGGUACGUUUGAGUUUUGGUGGAACCAUGGGUUAAUCUCGGACAUAACGUAUGAUGCACUAAAUGGAUCCUGUCCACACGAUUCCUUCCUUUUCCCGCGAAAUAAAUGUUACAAAGCUCUUUUUGAUGCUUACGCCGAGUUUGGAGACAUCAAUCCCUAUGCCAUUUACGACACUCCUUGCUACGAUACGGGCACCCUUCCCCACAACUUAAGGACUCCUCUGCCGUGGACAUUUAGAGGGAACGACGAGUGCAUCGUGAAGUACACAAAAAAGUACAUGAAUCUCCCAGAUGUGCAAAAGGCUCUUCACGCAAAUGUUACUCAAAUUCUUCAUCCUUGGAUGACUUGCAGUGAUGUUGUAAGGAGCAGCUGGACUGAUUCACCCAAAUCCAUGCUUCCCAUCCUCAAGGAACUUAUAGCAGCUGGCAUCAGGAUAUGGAUAUUUAGCGGCGACACUGAUGCUGUUUUGCCACUCACCGCGACCCGUUAUUCCAUCAAAGCUUUGAAGCUCAAGACCAUCACCAACUGGCAUGCCUGGUAUGACGACAAUCAAGAGGUUGGUGGUUGGAGCCAAGUAUACAAGGGUCUGACCUACUUAACAGUGAGGGGGGCUGGGCAUGAGGUUCCACUGGGCCGCCCUCGGCUUGCACUGAUGCUGUUUAGUCAUUACUUGAAAAACAAAACCUUGCCAUCAUCUUGA
Molecule: messenger RNA, 1404 nt
Organism: Cornus florida
Lineage: Eukaryota; Viridiplantae; Streptophyta; Magnoliopsida; Cornales; Cornaceae
Product: serine carboxypeptidase-like 27
Exons: 9
Coding region: 1-1404 (467 amino acids)
Biological process (GO): proteolysis
Cellular component (GO): vacuole
Molecular function (GO): serine-type carboxypeptidase activity
Source: RefSeq, a predicted model, not a curated record